GCCCGGAAAGGGACACAAACCGGAAGGAAGCGGAGGGAGGCAGAGAGCACCAGAGCGAAGAGGGGCCUGCCUCGUCGCGACGCGCCUCGACCGCGCUGCCAUCUCCUCCUCUUCCCUUUUCUCCUCAGCAGAAGCGACGCGGCCUCCGGCCAGAGGGAGCAGAAACUGCAUACUGAAGAAGUGGGUGUUCAUGAUAACAUGUCCAAUGUUUCUGUGGAUAGAAGCACCAGACUGCAGGAGAUUAAGAAAGGGUUGCAGUUUAUACAGUCUACUCUACCCUACCCGGGGACUCAAGAGCAAUAUGAGAUAUUCAUCUGGGAGCUUGUUAAAAAUCUGUUUAAUGAGGGGAAUGAUGCGUACCGAGAAAGUGAUUGGGAAGGAUCGCUGAACCACUAUUCGGAAGCUUUAAACAUAGCUGAUUAUGCCAGUUCUGAAGGAAUCCACAUUUCUGAUGAAAUACUAGAGAAACUGCACGUUAAUCGGAUAGCUUGUUAUUCAAAGAAGGGAUUGCAUGAUAGAGUUCUAGAAGAUUGUGGGAUAGUUUUAAACCUGAAUGAAAACAAUUUUAGAGCUCUCUACCGGAAGUCCAAAGCCUUAAAAGAACUGGGAAGAUACAAGGAGGCGUACGACGCUGUCGCUAAAUGUUCCCUCGCAGUGCCGCAAGAUGAAAGUGUGAUAAAAUUAACUCAAGAACUUGCACAGAAACUUGGAUUAAAAAUAAGGAAAGCCUACGUCAGGGCAAAACCUCCCCCAAACUCUGUUUCUGCAGAAGUAUCAAGUAAGAGUUCAAAUACUUCUAUAGAAGAUAUUGAAUCAGAUUUUCCCAGUUGGAAGGAAAAGGUUCUUUCUCCCUCCUCCGCCCCUCCCAGUUUUGCUCCUGAGCUGACCAGUGACCUGCCUCCAUUACCAAUGGCAUCUCUGAUCACUCUUCCAAUGGAGAAGAGUUCUCUCUCUGCUGCUUCCCUGGCCAAUGGAGGGUCUUUCGCUAGUAUACCCGAUGGCUGUUUAGACUGUGGGGAUGGAGAUGAUAUUCUUGGAGAUGAACUAGAUGAAUUACUGGAUUCAGCAGUUUCUGAUCCUGGUGGAAGUGUAAUGCCAAGUACAAUUGUCCGAGGAACCAUCCCAACCGCUACCAUCGCGCCCAGCUUACCUUUUUCUGCCCCUUUGCUUGGGACGUUGUCGGUCGGGGCUGGAUUUGUUCCUGCAGCCUCUUUUUCUGAAAUGUAUUCCCAGCCCUUGGUUUCUGCCCUGGACAACUUUUGUUCCUCUUUAAGUACUUUCUCAAUCAGUGAUUCUAAAAGAGAUAUAUCCAGUUCUAUUUCUAGAGAUGUCACCUCAGCAUUAAACAGUAAUUCUCCUCUUCGACUAAUGAAUGGGCCUGCGAGUUUGUUUGGGUCCGAGAACUACAUUGGCAUUUCCAGCCCAGCUCGAAAUGACUAUUCUGGCACGUUUGGCAGUGGGCCUGCUAAUCUGCCUGUGUCAACGGCAUCUUUUGUAGUUGCCAGAAACCCUCUGGAAGGCACCCAUGAGCUAAGGCAGGCCUGCCAGUCGUGCUUUAUCAAAAAGGAUCCAAAAUUACUGGAUUAUACUUACCAUCCCAAUCUAGAGCAUAUGUGUAAGAAGGAUACCCUAAUAGGUAGAAUAAAGAACUCUGAAGAUAAAUCAUGGAAAAAAAUAAGGCCGAGGCCAACAAAAACGCAGUAUGUGGGGCCAUAUUAUAUAUGUAAAGAUGUUGCUGCUGGAGAGGAGUGUCGAUAUUCUGGCCACUGUACCUUUGCCUAUUGCCAAGAGGAGAUCGAUGUGUGGACUUUGGAGCGGAAAGGGGCAUUCAGUCGCGAAGCGCUCUUUGAAGGCAACGGAGAGAUCAGCUUGACGGUGUCCCGACUGCUUCAAGAGCAUCACGGACUGUUCAUGUUUCUUUGUGAGAAAUGUUUUGAGCAUAAACCCAGAAUAAUAAGCAAAAGGAAUAAGGAUAACUCAUCUUCCUGUUCUCACCCUGCUAUGCAUGAUUUUGAAGAUAACAAGUGCCUUGUCCACAUUUUGCGAGAAACGACAGUGAAGUAUUCCAAGAUUCGACCUUUUCAUCCUCAGUGUCAGCUGGAUCUGUGCCGGCAUGAAGUUCGCUACGGCUGUUCACGGGAUGAUGAGUGUUUCUAUGCUCACAGUCUUGUAGAGCUCCAAGUAUGGAUGAUGCAGAAUAAGACCGGUAUUUCUCAUGAGGCUAUUGUUCAAGAAUCAAAAAAAUAUUGGCAGAAUAUGGAGUCUAAUGCACAUGGAGCACAGAUUCUUAGCAACCAAGUAAAACAUGGAUUUCUGAAUAUGAAAAUGAAGUUUGUCUGUGCUCAGUGCUGGAGACAUGGCCAAGUGAGCGAGCCGGACAGAAACAAGAAGUACUGCAGUGCAAAAGCCAGGCACCCGUGGACCAAGGAUCGCCGGGUGAUGCUGGUAAUGUCAAAUGAGCGCAAGAAGUGGAAUACAAUUCGCCCACUUCCGGCAAAGAAGCAAGUGCCUUUGCAAUUUGAUUUGUGCAAUCAUAUUGCAUCGGGCAAGAAAUGUCAGUAUGUCGGGAACUGCUCCUUUGCUCACAGUCAUGAAGAACGAGAAAUGUGGACUUACAUGAAGGAGAACAGCAUUCAAGACAUGGAGCAGUUGUAUGAAAUGUGGCUGAAGAGCCAAAAGCCCGAAAAGGGGGAGGAGCCGGCUGCUCAAGCCAACAAAGAAAACGGGAAGCAAAUUCACAUGCCAACAGAUUAUGCUGAAGUUACAGUGGACUUCCAUUGCUGGAUGUGUGGGAAGAACUGCAACAGCGAGAAGCAAUGGCAAGGCCACAUCUCCUCAGAAAAGCAUAAAGAGAAAGUAUUCCAUACAGAGGAUGACCAAAACCGCUGGCAGCAUCGUUUCCCAACGGGCUGUUUCAGCCUUUGUGAUAGAUAUAUGGCUGGUACUUGUGUUGAGGGAAACAACUGUAAAUUUGCACAUGGACCUGCUGAGCUCCGUGAAUGGGAGGAACGGAGACACGUUCUAAGAAUGAAGUUCAGCAAAGCCAGGAAAGAUCACUUGAUUGCUCCAAAUGAUAAUGACUUUGGAAAAUAUAGUUUUUUGUUUAAAGAUUUAAACUAACGCUAUAACAAUGCAUUUGUGUUGCCAGAUGGAAGCAUAAAAUCAGAAUUUGACAAUAAUCAAAAGCAUGUGACAGAAGCUGCAGAUUUUCUGCUUUUAUUGGCCUGUAUUGUUCCUCCUGAAGAACCAAAUGUAGUAGAUGUGUAGGGGGGAGGGGAGUUGGCAGGUCUGUCUGUGCUCUCAUGAAACAGAAUGGUGGAGUAGUAAUAAAAACUCAAGCCUGAAGUCUUAACGUGCUUAUUCACCUUCUGUUGGACAGAAGAACGUUGGAAAAUAACCGGAGGGUGGGGGUGGGGGCUUGUGAUGCCUAGGAAGCCCCUAACGUCGGUCCUUCAGCUGAAAACUUUUAAAGGUAAGCUUCUUCAAACAGAGGUCUCGGGCUCGGAAGAAAAUGAUGGAUGAAAUUCUUCAGAUGUUUUAAUGGAGAGGAUUUGUUUAAAACAAGUUUGCUAUUUAUCUCUAUGUAGGUUGCUUAAUAAAAGGAUUUUCUUAUUAAAAAGAUUUUAAGCAAAAUAACCAUUUAACCACAAUAUAUGUUGAAUGGGGUAUUUUUCUCUAUUUGUAUGUUUCAAUAUAACUUACUGAAAAGGAUCUUGAAAGAGAGACAUGUAUUACUUUUUUUUGAAAAUCAAGUAGUUAAAAAUUCUGUUUCUUGGUCUUUGCUGUUUAAAUGACGAUUUGAAAGAUUCCACUUGUAUGUCAGUAUUGUGUAUUGUAUGGACCAAUAUUGCCUGUAAUAAAGAUAACUUUACAUAAA
This is a messenger RNA of Elgaria multicarinata webbii, 3877 nucleotides long. It is a transcript of the gene ZC3H7A, whose product is annotated as zinc finger CCCH-type containing 7A. The transcript is spliced from 23 exons. Gene Ontology annotation, biological process: miRNA processing. Gene Ontology annotation, molecular function: miRNA binding; metal ion binding; protein binding. Lineage: Eukaryota; Metazoa; Chordata; Lepidosauria; Squamata; Anguidae. The record is from RefSeq and is a predicted model, not a curated record. Bases 199 to 3120 code for a protein of 973 amino acids.